ACGGUAUGACUAAUGAUGGUCAGUUUCAGAUGAAGUUUUGGGUGUGUGUUUCUGAAGAAUUUGAUCUAAAAAUUAUUAUCCAAAAGAUAAUAGAGUCUGCAAUCGGGAAGAAGACAGAAUCAUUCCUUCAAUUAGAUUCAUUACAAUGUGAGCUUAGAAAGCAAAUUGAUGGAAAGAAAUAUUUGCUCGUCAUGGAUGAUGUGUGGAAUGAGAAAAAAGAGGAAUGGUUACAUCUGAAAAGAUUGUUGAUGGGUGGUGCAAAGGGUAGUAGGAUUUUGAUCACGACAAGCAGUGAACAAGUUGCUAAAACUUUUGACUCUACUUUCGUCCAUCUAUUACAAAUUUUGGAUGCGUCCAAUUCUUGGUUAUUGUUUCAAAAGAUGACAGGUUUGGAAGGACGUUUGGAUAGUCAAGAGGCUGAGCAUGAUCAAAAGAAUUCAAAUUUUAUCAAAAUUGGCAUGGAGAUUGUGUCAAUGUUAAAUGGAGUUCCACUUGUAAUAAGAAACAUUGGAGGACUUUUAAAAGAUAAUAAGUCAGAAAGAUUUUGGUUAUCUUUCAAGGAUAAGGAACUUUAUCAAGUUUUUAGACAAGAACAAGAUGCUCUAAAAGAAAUGCAAUUGAUUCUUGAGCUUAGCUAUAAAUAUCUCCCAUCGUUUAACUUGAACCAAUGUUUUCGAUAUUGUGCUUUGUUCCCCAAAGAUUAUAAAAUUCAAAAGGAUGAACUUAUAUUACUAUGGAGAGCACAAGGUUUCAUUCAACCAAAUGGCAACAAUGACGAUAAUUACCUCGUUGAUAUUGGUGAUGAUUAUUUCAUGCAGUUAUUAUCGAGGUCAUUUUUUCAAGAGUUUGAAAAAGAUGCUUCGGGAGAGAUAAUGUCAUGUAAGAUGCAUGAUUUGAUGCAUGAUCUCGCUUGUUCGAUAGCAAAUAAUGAAUGUGUGCGUGGACUGAAAGGAAAUGAUAUCGACAAAAGAACUCGUCACUUUUUUUUGGAAGGACGUAGUCAUGAAAAUCAACUUAUGGGAGAUUUAUCUAAGGCAAAAUAUUUGAGGACAUUUUUUCGUCAAGAUCAUUAUGGCGUUUAUUCACAAUGGGAGAACUUCAGAGAAAUAAUCUUCUGUAAUAUUUUUCGAUUGCGAGCAUGGCACUCACAGUUGAUUGGUGGAAUCGAAGAUGUAGAGUCUUUGGAGUUUAUUGGCAAGUUGAAACAUUUGAGAUAUUUGAGAAUUAAGAAUUGUACAGUAAUUAGUACAGAUCUUCCAGAUUGCAUUAUGAAGUUGUACAAUUUAGAAACAUUUAUCUUUCAAAGUCAAGAAUUAAAAAGUCUACCCAAUAAUGUAGGAAACUUGAUCAACCUUAAGCAUUUGGAUCUCUCUUAUAAUUUUAAUUUAAGAUUCCUUCCCGAUUCUAUUACUGAGUUGUGUAAGUUGGAAGCACUUAUACUUAAGAGUUGUCGUAAUUUAAAAGGAUUGCCGAAAGAAAUAAAAAAUUGCAACAAUCUUAGGCGACUUGAUCUUUCUAACAAUUGGAAUAUAGAAUUCAUUCCUGAUUCUAUUACUCAGUUAAUUAAUUUGGAAACACUUAUCCUUUCUUAUUGUCGAAAAUUAAAAGAAUUACCGGAAGAUACUAAAAACUUGGUCAAACUUAAGCACCUUGAUUUGCUGGGAUGUUUGGCUCUCACUCAUAUGCCAGAAGGAUUAGGUAAGUUGACUAAUCUUCAAACAAUGAAUAGAUUUGUGUUGGGAAAUAAAAAGGGUGGUGAGUUAAAGGAGUUGGAUAGACUUACCAAAUUAAGAGGAACAUUAACCAUUGAACAUUUGGAAUUUGGUACCAGUAUUGUUGAUCAUAAAAUGAAGGGUAAGUUCUUGCAACUAAAGUCUGGUCUUCAAGAGUUGAAGUUACAUUAGGA
This is a messenger RNA of Cucumis melo (muskmelon), 1906 nucleotides long. Its product is annotated as putative disease resistance protein RGA3. Gene Ontology annotation, biological process: defense response to other organism. Gene Ontology annotation, molecular function: ADP binding; protein binding. Lineage: Eukaryota; Viridiplantae; Streptophyta; Magnoliopsida; Cucurbitales; Cucurbitaceae. The transcript has a single exon. The record is from RefSeq and is a predicted model, not a curated record. The coding region runs from base 6 to 1904 and encodes 632 amino acids.